GUGUGUGCGUAGGCGCGGCCCAUAGCCGGCUGUGCGCGGGGCGGAUGUCCGGGCCGGCUGGGUCUGGGCGGUGGACGAGAUGGCCGAAGGUAGAGACUGUGGAGAGCGACCAGAUGCGGAGACCCAGAAGUCCGAGGUCGGGGCCUUGAUGAGGACCACGCUCCAGCGGGGAGCGCAGUGGUAUCUUAUUGACAGCCGAUGGUUCAAGCAGUGGAAGAAAUACGUGGGCUUUGACAGCUGGGAUAUGUACAAUGUGGGUGAACAUAACCUGUUUCCUGGCCCUAUAGACAACUCUGGACUCUUUUCAGAUCCUGAGAAUCAGACCUUGAAGGAACACUUAAUUGAUGAACUAGACUAUGUACUGGUCCCAUCUGAGGCCUGGAAUAAAUUGCUAAACUGGUAUGGCUGUGUAGAAGGCCAGCAGCCCAUUGUCAGAAAAGUCGUGGAGCAUGGCCUGUUUGUCAAACACUGCAAAGUUGAGGUGUAUUUGCUGGAACUGAAGCUCUGUGAGAACAGUGACCCCACCAAUGUGCUGAGUUGCCAUUUCAGUAAAGCAGACACCAUUGCGACCAUCGAGAAGGAGAUGCGAAAGCUGUUCAACAUCCCUGCAGAGCGUGAAACAAGGCUCUGGAACAAAUACAUGAGCAACACCUACGAGCAGUUGAGCAAGCUAGACAACACUGUCCAGGAUGCUGGGCUAUACCAGGGUCAGGUGCUAGUCAUUGAGCCUCAAAAUGAAGAUGGCACGUGGCCCAGGCAGAUCCUGCAGUCAAAAUCAAGCACUGUGCCUAGCAGAAAUUUUACUACCUCUCCAAAAUCAUCAGCAAGUCCCUAUUCCUCAGUGUCUGCCUCUCCCAUUGCAAAUGGUGGUAGCACUAACACCUCUGGGAUGCACAGUUCCGGUGUCAGCAGGGGUGGAUCUGGCUUCUCUGCUUCGUAUAAUUGUCAGGAGCCCCCAUCGUCUCAUAUACAGCCUGGACUCUGCGGACUUGGAAACUUGGGGAACACCUGUUUCAUGAACUCUGCUUUGCAGUGCCUGAGCAACACCGCACCACUGACCGACUACUUUCUCAAAGAUGAGUAUGAAGCUGAAAUCAACAGAGACAACCCUCUGGGGAUGAAGGGGGAGAUUGCAGAGGCCUACGCAGAGCUCAUAAAGCAGAUGUGGUCUGGAAGGGAUGCUCACGUGGCACCUCGCAUGUUCAAAACUCAAGUGGGACGUUUUGCCCCUCAGUUUUCUGGCUACCAGCAACAAGAUUCUCAGGAGCUGUUAGCCUUUCUUCUAGAUGGAUUGCAUGAAGAUCUGAACCGAGUAAAGAAGAAGCCCUACCUGGAGCUGAAGGAUGCCAAUGGGCGGCCAGAUGUGGUGGUGGCAAAGGAAGCCUGGGAGAAUCACAGGUUGAGAAAUGAUUCUGUGAUUGUGGACACUUUUCACGGCCUCUUCAAAUCUACUUUGGUUUGCCCAGAAUGUGCUAAGGUUUCUGUGACGUUUGACCCAUUUUGCUAUCUUACUCUCCCACUGCCCUUGAAGAAAGAUCGAGUUAUGGAGGUCUUCCUGGUUCCUGCUGACCCUCACUGCAGACCUACCCAGUACCGCGUGACUGUGCCGCUGAUGGGGGCUGUGUCUGACCUGUGUGAGGCUCUCUCCAGGCUGUCUGGCAUUGCUGCAGAAAACAUGGUGGUCACAGAUGUGUAUAAUCACCGGUUCCACAAAAUUUUCCAAAUGGAUGAAGGUUUAAACCACAUCAUGCCUCGGGAUGACAUUUUCGUGUACGAGGUCUGCAGUAUUUCCAUGGAUGGCUCAGAAUGUGUCACACUUCCAGUCUACUUCAGGGAGAGGAAGUCGAGGGCAUCGAGCACUUCCUCCGGGGCAGUGCUGUAUGGGCAGCCACUGCUGGUUUCUGUCCCCAAGCACAAGCUAACCGUCGAGUCUUUGUACCAGACUGUUUGCGAGCGUAUCAGCCGCUAUAUAAAACAGCCCUUGCCUGAUGAGUCUGGUAGCUCACCCUUGGAGCCAGGGGCCUGCAAUGGCUCCAGGGGUAGCUGCGAAGGAGAAGAUGAGGAAGAAAUGGAGCAUCAGGAAGAAGGUAAAGAGCAGCUUUCAGAAACAGAAGGCAGUGGGGAAGAUGAGCCAGGAAGUGACCCCAGUGAGACCACCCAAAAAAAGGUCAAAGGCCAGCCCUGCCCAAAAAGGCUUUUUACCUUCAGUCUUGUGAACUCAUAUGGAACAGCUGACAUAAAUUCUCUUGGAACUGAUGGAAAACUACUUAAACUCAACUCUCGAUCCACACUGGCCAUCGAUUGGGACAGUGAGACCCGGAGCCUUUAUUAUGAUGAGCAAGAAUCUGAGACAUAUGAGAAACACGUGAGCAUGUUGCAGCCUCAGAAGAAGAAGAAGACCGCAGUGGCCCUGAGAGAUUGCAUUGAGCUCUUCACCACCAUGGAGACCCUUGGGGAGCAUGACCCCUGGUACUGUCCCACCUGUAAGAAGCAUCAGCAGGCCACAAAGAAGUUUGACCUGUGGUCGUUGCCCAAGAUCCUGGUGGUCCACCUCAAACGUUUCUCCUACAACAGAUACUGGAGGGAUAAACUCGACACAGUUGUGGAAUUCCCAGUCAGAGGUCUGAAUAUGUCUGAGUUUGUCUGUGACCUGUCAGCAAGGCCUUAUGUGUACGACCUCAUUGCUGUGUCCAACCAUUAUGGAGCCAUGGGGGUUGGUCACUACGAAAGCAGCUUACGUGCUAUUUUACCAGCGUCAAGAUGAUGAGUCUUGCAAGAUGCCUUCACUCAGCAGUUUUCCUGGUUCCUCUGAUGGAGGAUCGAGACCAAGCAGCUCACAACAGGGCUUGGGGGAUGACGACGAGGCUUGUAGCAUGGACACCAACUGACACUGACUUGGCCGCCCUGCAGCACCAGCGCAGUCCCCCAGGACAUCUUUCACACUCUGAAGACCGCUAGUGUUCAGUCUAAACACCAGAUGAGGAAAUUCCCUUUUUUUAUGAGAAGAAGGGAAAAAAAAAGACGCUGUUUACUUGGAAGGGUUAUGUCAAAAGGCUGAAUUAUUUUUCUCUUUAAAUAGGUGGUGAGAAAUUUCUGUAAAACCUGUGAAGCUGAAAAGUGCGGUAGGGUGGGGGUACACAGCAGUAUGUCUGAUGGAUUCCAAGGACUGGCUAGGAAUGCACUAACUGAGUGGUGCAGUUGUGAAGGGCCCACGCAGGGCUGCCCCAGCUCGUGAUUUCUGGUUCUGGUGCGGAUACUACUCCCCCAGUAGUCUGCCCACAGUCAGCCAAGCCUCAAGUAAACUUGGUGUUGUCUCCUUCUCCCUUGCUGUGUGUACUGAGAUGGGUUUAUAAUUUUCUAAAAAUUAGCCACUGAAGCCCAUUUCUGUUUCUCCUUUGAGUAAUCUUGGAAUUUUCAGCUUUCUUCCCCCUAAUGAAGUGAAGAUAUUUAGUGUUGGGGUCUCCUGCCCCUCAACCUCCUGUGGAACCUAGCAGUUCUGUUGUGUCCCCCACUGUCCUUGAUGAAUCGAGACAGACAUUGUGUGGAACUUUUAUUAGCUAUCACUUAAAAGAAGUCGGUACACAAAACUGCUGGGUACCGUGUCCCAUCCAGUCAUUUCUCUCCAUGUUGGCUUGAGAACGGGAACCUCUGUGGGCGAUGUCAGGCAUGGAAAGGGCUCCGGCUCAUGCCGGUUUGGGGUGAUGCUUUCAGGUAUGGCCCAGAGUCCCUCCGGCCCAGAUCCCUUGAGAUCUCUCCUCCCCUAGCCGAGUCCGGCUCGGCCCCGCCCCGCCUCGCCUGCAGUGAGGCGGAGCUCGCGUCCCGCUGCCUCCUCCUGUGUGGGGGGGCCUCUGCCCCCUUUCCAGCCACCUGGGUGUGGGCUUAAAGAUCACAGUCGUCCGGGCCUUUUUGUCUGACCUUUAACCUAAUCCGUGGGGGUGGAGGCCCCUGGUCUCGGGGCAUGCGCGAUCUGGGCGAGCGCGGUGACCGUUGGCGGGGUGGCGGCGGUGGUGUCGCCGCGCUGCGUGGUGAGGACGCGGCUGUGGGCGGGCAGCCGUGGGUGCCGGUACUACCGAGCCUGGGAGCUGGUGGGGCGGGUGGCAGGGGCCGGGAAACCACGGGAGGCGGGUGAGGUCCCGGGGCUCCUGCCAAAUGAGAGUUCCUCCCGCAGAACUGUGGGCCACACCCGCCUACACCAGGAGGAAAGGGAAGAAAGUGCCCCGGUGCGGGGCCUCCUGCUAU
Molecule: messenger RNA, 4239 nt
Organism: Propithecus coquereli (Coquerel's sifaka)
Lineage: Eukaryota; Metazoa; Chordata; Mammalia; Primates; Indriidae
Gene: USP4
Product: ubiquitin specific peptidase 4 (proto-oncogene)
Exons: 21
Coding region: 80-2764 (894 amino acids)
Biological process (GO): protein deubiquitination
Molecular function (GO): cysteine-type deubiquitinase activity
Source: RefSeq, a predicted model, not a curated record